Coffea arabica (coffee) is the source of this 1421-nucleotide messenger RNA. RefSeq lists its product as uncharacterized. Gene Ontology annotation, biological process: positive regulation of transcription by RNA polymerase II. Gene Ontology annotation, cellular component: mediator complex. The record is from RefSeq and is a predicted model, not a curated record. Gene Ontology annotation, molecular function: transcription coregulator activity. Lineage: Eukaryota; Viridiplantae; Streptophyta; Magnoliopsida; Gentianales; Rubiaceae.
AAAAUCUUAAAUAUGCUAUAGUUCAAGGCGCGCAUAAAUUUCUCAGUCAUCGGAUAGUUUCGGACAGAGCUGCCUCCAUUCGCCGCCACCGGCCCACCAUCACCACCACAGUCCACAGGUCUGAAAUGGAUAGGGUUCGGCAAGAAAAGAUACAGAGAUUCGAAGAGUUUGUUGAUCGCCGCUUGAAGCCGGAUCUUGUUCACGCUAUUGCUGAAAGGGACAAGGUCUUUGAACAACAAAAAGUUUUCUCUGAUCUGAAAAGAAACAUAGAGACGUUGGAGAAUAAUAGUGUAACCAGUCUGAGGACAUUGGUCAAUCUUGGUUCUGAAGUGUAUAUGCAAGCUGAUGUGCCAGACACAAGUCGUAUAUUUGUAGAUGUAGGACUUGGAUUUCAUGUUGAGUUCACUUGGUCUGAAGCUUUACAAUAUAUUGCUGCAAGGGAGGAAAAGUUGGACAGGCAAAUAGAGGAUUAUACCCGCCUAAUUGCAUCAAUCAAGGCGCAGAUCAAGAUGGUUUGUGAAGGGAUUAGAGAAUUACUCCAACUGACUGAGGUUUCUUAAUGAAAUGAGUAUCAUGGAUUGCUUCUAGCAAGAAAAAGCCAAAGAAAGUUUGAAGCCAAAGAGUUUGCUUAAUAGGGUACAAUGAGGCAUAGGAGCUGCACAUAUUCAUGUACAUCCAACCACUAUUUCGUAGUGGAAAUCAACUACAAUGCCCUUACUGGCUUCUGCUUUGUGACAUUAUGUGAAGCAAUUUGCUUGCUUAAAACCUGUAGGAAUCAUUAAUAGAGGUACCUCCAUGGAUGCUGUCACAUGAAGCGCUGAUUGCCUUACUUCCUCUGUGGAAGUCGAACAUCAUGUGGGAAAUGAGCGGGUAGACAGAGUAGAACAGAGGAGGCAGCCAGAUAGGAGUACAAUAAUCCAGGAACAAGAAAUAAAGAGGAAGAAUUCAAUUUCUGCUUUGUUCUUGCUCCAACUUGCUUUAACACGAAAUAAGUUCUUAAAGAUAAAGGGCUUGCAAAACCAAUGCCCGACUUCGAGGGUUGGCAAUACAUAGGUUGUUUGGGCUCUAAAGGAAUCAAGUAUAGGAGAAGCUAUGCUGGACUAUGCACAAGCUCUCAAAUCAGCACCUAGUAAAGCACUGGAGAUUCAUUGGCAACAAGUGAAACUGGAAAUCUCUUCACAGAAGCUACUAGAUUUUUGACGACACUAAAGUUCUUAGACUUUUUGCUCAACUAUAGGAGAUAUCCACAGCUUAAGACUUUUGUUUUUGAAAUGCUCAUUGAUUUUGUUCUCAAAUGACGGUAGUAUAAGGGGUAGAAUGAUUAGUAUAUAUGCAUCUGACCUGAUACAAGAUGAAAAAUGUUGGAUUCCUGUGUGUCCUAAUAUACACGAUUGUAAAGCUCAAUAUGAGCCUUUGUUCAA